Uloborus diversus is the source of this 1769-nucleotide messenger RNA. Its product is annotated as Na(+)/citrate cotransporter-like. Gene Ontology annotation, biological process: citrate transport; monoatomic anion transmembrane transport. Gene Ontology annotation, cellular component: membrane. The transcript is spliced from 13 exons. Lineage: Eukaryota; Metazoa; Arthropoda; Arachnida; Araneae; Uloboridae. The record is from RefSeq and is a predicted model, not a curated record. Gene Ontology annotation, molecular function: citrate transmembrane transporter activity; succinate transmembrane transporter activity. Bases 19 to 1746 code for a protein of 575 amino acids.
UUGAAUCGUUUGCUCGCGAUGUCCUGCCGCUGCCUCCGAUUCUGCCGCAGGAUAAACGCCAGGCUCUGUAUCUAUGUCCUGAGCAUCCUCCUCCCGUUUGUCCUGUCUCCUUUAGCGGCCUCGGCUCACAAGGAAUCAAAAUGCAGUUAUGUUACGAUUCUGGUUGCUUCUUAUUGGCUGUUGGAGCCGGUUCCGGUAGCAGUCACAGCCCUACUUCCUGUCGUCCUAUUCCCCCUUCUUGGAGUUGCCAGCUCGGCACAAGUAUGCUCAAAUUACAUGAAGGAACCUUUUUUGAUGUUUAUUGGGGGCUUCAUUGUUGCUAUUGCUGUUGAAGAGUGCAAGCUACAUGAAAGAAUAGCCUUAAAAGUGCUGUUAUUGAUUGGAACAGAAAUUAAAUGGCUAUUGCUCGGAUUCAUGUUAACAACUAUGUUCCUGUCAAUGUGGUUAAAUAACUUAGCAACAACACUGUUGAUGGUGCCAAUCGUUGAAGCGGUUAUUGGGGAAAUUGAUAUCAAGAACGACCACCUAGCUUUUAGUGAUAAUAACGGCACAACUAUCCUUCCCGAAAGAAAGCAAACGGAUGAUCCAGGGGAAGAUAAUUUUCUUUCGAAAAUGUCUUUACAGCAAGAGCGAAAGAACUCCGCUGAUGCUUCAACUAUAAAAGUCACACUGCUUUUGAGUGUGUGUUAUGCUGCGAAUAUAGGAGGAACUGGCUCCCUUUCUGGUGCAUCGGCAAACAUAGUCCUCAAAGGACUAAUGGAAGAGCUUUAUCCAGACAGUGACGAUAUAACUUUUGCUACAUGGAUGAUGUACAACAUUCCAGGAAUGGUUCUCUGCGUUCUGAUCGGAUAUGUGUACCUUUGGCUGGUGUACAUACGAUUCUCAAAACAUAAUUUUGCAUCUGAGAGCAAAAUAAAGGACAUCAUUUCAAAACGCUACUCCGAUUUAGGAUCUCUGACGUCUCAUGAAGCUCAAGUUCUGGUUUUAUUUGUCAUUUUAGUUAUCCUGUGGGUUUUCCGAGACCCAAAAUUCAUAACCGGCUGGGCAGACGCCAUGCAACCCGAAACUAAAAUUGGUGACUCAGUUCCUGCCAUUGGGAUAGCAUUUCUCAUGUUUUUCCUUCCAUCGCGCAUCGGAGAUUGGAACAGUCCCAGGAUUCUAGAAUGGAAAACAGCUCAGGUGAAAGUCCCUUGGGGAGUGCUUAUUCUAGUUGGUGGAGGGUUUGCAUUGGCUGAUACUGCACAGAAAUCUGGUCUUUCGAAGCUACUUGGUGAAAACCUGAUGUUCUUGGCUGUUCUGCCUCCAGGAGCGAUGGUAGUGGUCGUCUGCCUCGUUACUGCUAUGAUAACUGAAAUAAUUACAAAUGUGACAUCUGUCACGGUUCUUCUGCCAAUUUUUAGUCAAGUGGCUGUUUCUAUAGGGGUUAAUCCAUUGUUCCUGAUGCUACCAAUCACUCUUGCCGCUUCAUACGCUUUCAUGCUUCCUGUUGCCACCCCUCCUAAUGCCAUUGCAUUCGAAAGUGGGAAUAUGAAGACCCUUGACAUGGCUAAACCUGGACUAGCUAUGAAUCUAAUUUGCUGUGCGGUGCAACUUUUCAUGAUUAACACGCUUGGAGCUGCCAUGUUCAACCUUAGAGAAUUCCCUGAUUGGGCAAACAGAACUCAAGUUUUCGUUGAGAGUGUCUCAAAUUCAGUACAUAAUAGCACUUUCUUAAAUAUGACUCUUCCAAGCGUGAAUAAUCUGUGAUGCUAUUAGAAUAAAACAUAACA